AUGACGGAGUUCCUGACUGGAAGCAGGGUCCAAGAGCUUCAAGCCAUGCUGUUUCCGGUUCAACCGAUCCCUGGUGGGGCCCUGGCAAACAUUCAGAGGCUCCAAGAGUUGCAGCUGCUGCAGCUAGGACGUUACGAGGUACAGCGACAGGAACCGGAACUUCCGUUGAAGGAGACCCUUCGAACCGCGUUGGACACACGCUGCAUGAUCGAUGGGAUCACUCAGGAAGCCGCGAGAUGGCCCACGGAGUGUCAAGUGCUUUCGGAGAGAGUGAGACACAUAGAUUACACGCCAGCCAUUCCGGAAUCGUUCUACGUGCCAACCGGAAGGGAACCAAGACCAAAACCAUUGGGCGACGAUUUUGGAACAGUGGUGUUCCGCUACUAUCCGACCAGUAUCACCAAUUACUUUAGCAGAUCUUGCGUGGGUGGAAGCAUGGUUCUACCGUUCUCAGCGGAAUUCCCGGCGGACACCAACGAUUCGAAGGACGUGGAUAUCGACAACGACCUCUUCUUCGUGACCGGGUCGCCCGAAACGAUCGACGAUAACGAUCUUCGGUUCGAGUCUCGUUUCGAGUCCGGGAAUCUGUGCAAAGUCGUGAAGAUCACCGACACCUAUUACCAGCUCUAUCUUCGAAAGGAUCUCUACACACAGAGGCAUACACAGUGGUACUAUUUCAGGAUAUCCAACACCAGGAGCAGAACCAUUUACAGAAUAUCGAUCGUGAAUCUUUCGAAAGACGAGAGUCUGUACAACGAAGGUCUCCGUCCGUUGCUGUACUCGACGGAAGACGCGAGGAGGAGGUCCGUCGGAUGGAGAAGAUGCGGCGACAAUAUUGCUUACUACAGGAACGAUUCGUCAAGCGACGAGGAGAAGGAAAAGCACACGUUAACGUUUAACGUUUCCUUCCCUCACGACAGGGACACCGUCUACUUGGCCCACUGCUAUCCCUACACCUACACCGAUCUACAGGAAUACUUGGCGAGGCUGGUUGCAGACCCCGUGAAAACUAGAUUCACGAAGCUACGAUUGCUAUGUCGGACACUGGCUGGAAACGGAGUUUAUUAUUUAACGAUCACAGCUCCGACCUUCGACGAGGAGGUGCGAAGGAAACGAGGCAUCGUUAUCACAGCAAGGGUGCAUCCUGGAGAGACACCUUCCAGCUGGACGAUGAAGGGGAUCAUCGACUUUUUAACCGGGGACACCGAUCAAGCCAAGGCACUGCGAGAGAGAUUCGUGUUCAAGCUGGUGCCAAUGUUGAACCCCGACGGUGUGAUAGUCGGCAACAAUCGGUGUUCAUUGUCCGGGAAAGACCUGAAUAGACAAUACAGAACAGUCAUGCGUGAGAGCUACCCAUCCGUCUGGCACACGAAAUUGAUGAUUCGCCGUCUGCUGGAGGAAUGCGGGGUAGCCAUAUACUGCGAUCUACACGCCCACUCGCGAAAACAGAACAUAUUCUUCUACGGGUGCGAGAACAAGAGGGCAACCCCUCAAACUAAACUCUCCGAGCAAGUGUUCCCCCUGAUGCUCCACAAGAACGCCGCCGACAAGUUCUCCUUCGAGAACUGCAAGUUCCAUUUGGAGAAGGGCAAAGAGGGCACGGGGAGGGUCGUCGCUUGGUCCAUGGGGGUGCAAAACAGUUACACGAUGGAGGCGUCGAUGGGUGGAUCGACGAUCGGAUCCAGGACUGGCAGCCAUUUUUCCACACAGGACUACGAGCAGAUCGGAAAAGUGUUUUGCGAAACGUUGCUGGAUUUCUUCGACCAAGAUCCCUUCAAGGAACGACUACGGAAUAAAAUAAUCGCCAGGCUGAUGAAGGAGGGCUCCAGCGCGGAAGAACCGACCAACAUCGACUUGACUGACUAUUCUAGCGACGAAGGGGACACGUCGGACAGUUUUGCCUCGGAGAAAGAGGGAACAGAGUUCAACGGUGGAACGUGGACUUGCGAGGUAAGAGGGUCAACCCCUUCUCCUCAACACCUUCGCGUGCCACCGUCGACUCCCACGUUCGUUCCGCCUCGAAGCUUCGAAUUGGCAAAAAGGAGAAGCAAAAAGGGAGCCACGACCAGCAAGAGCUACUUCCAACGCAAAAGAAUGCUGGCCAGGAGAGCGGUAAUGGACUUGCCGAUUACGGAUCCAGCCAGCGAUCUAUACGAUCUAACUGACUCUGCGGACGAAGAUGCGAUGAGACCAGAAGAUUCUUCAGUGGUAACUCGUGAACGCCACAAGGAGGAAUCGAUGGACAGAGAGAUGCAAACAAAUGGGAAGGAAGUAGCCAACGAUGAAUUGAUCCUACCGGAAAUAACGAGGCCCCGUAGCGUGUCGUUGGACGAAAGAAUAAGCGACAACAAGGAAGAACGUGCUUUAAACGAACGACCACACUGCCUUCGCUUGGUCAGAACGCUGAGGCAUCGAUCGCCCCUGCCUCUAAAAAACCAGGACAUUCAAAUCAAGUUGAGCUCCCUGCGACAACAAAUAUGGAUGGGAGUGGAUUCACUGAACGCGGAAGAAAACAUCGAGAAGGGGAUCGAGAGACGCUUUGGCAAAGUGCCAUUGAGCUGGGGAGUUUCCAAAAUGGCGUUGGCUCAGGCCAGAAUGGACAGCGACGACUUGCUGAAGUACACUAACUCCAGAUGUUAUCCAUUUUAGAAAUUCUCAUUACACGUCCCUGCUUUUAUCCAUUUAAUUUCUGUUGAAAGAUCUUGCACGAAGAAACUGCAGUCCCUCGGGUACAUAAAACGGACGCAGAUAAAUAAAGACGCGAGUCGCGCGGGGAACGCCAGCCCGGAAGUGGAGGAACCGAAGUCGAGGAAGAAGAAGUCGCGUCUCAAGUGGCAGAAGAUAAUAAAUCUCAGUUCCAGGGUCGAAGAAACGUGUCGUGGGAACGCGUCGUUUUUGACGAUAGAUGCAGAUUCAUUGAAUUUAGUUACAGUCGAGAUGCCAUCGACAUUACAGACUAGACAACGCAGGAUCGAGUCUAGGAGGAAGCAUAGAAAAAAUGGCGCCGCCUGCUCGUUGGCCAACGCGGCGAAAACGUCGAGCGCCGCGAAAUCGAAAUCGAAAUCGAAAUCGCAGAUGCGUCCGAAGUUGCAGUCUCGUGUGCGGCUGCAACCGUUGAUCGUCCCUCUCUGCGACAGUUCCACGUCGGACACAGACUCCACGGAUUCACGGAAACAGCGGGCCACGAAGAAGAAACAAAAGAAAAAGAAACCAUCGAAGAAGAUGAAGUCGACGACCGCGGCGGAACGGAAGAAACGCGCCAGCAGCGCGAACGCGUUACGCAAUUUGUGA
Molecule: messenger RNA, 3291 nt
Organism: Colletes gigas
Lineage: Eukaryota; Metazoa; Arthropoda; Insecta; Hymenoptera; Colletidae
Product: cytosolic carboxypeptidase 2
Exons: 14
Biological process (GO): proteolysis
Molecular function (GO): metallocarboxypeptidase activity; zinc ion binding
Source: RefSeq, a predicted model, not a curated record